GCCAGUCUAUUUGCGUGUACCGGCCGUGUCCACCCGUGACGACAACCGUGGAAGGCGCCUGAAAAGUGUAUAUAAUAUUGUCAUGUGUUUCGCAAGUACGAUAAAACCGAUAGUUAAUUAAUAAUUUUUUUUUCUUUGUUGUCGUUUAAUUUCUUCGAUAUUAUAAUAUAUAAUAAAUCAUUAUCGAUCGCUCGCCGCCGCCGCCGGUUACCUGCGCACCGUGUGUCACAGGAAACGACGUUACCGCGACCACAAUAAUAGUACCUACCUAUUACAGCUGUUGUUAUAGGAAAUAUUUUAAAAUUCAAAUACACCAAUAACAACCCUCCCCCACCCCCUCGGCCAUGGCGGAGGUCAAGAGGAAACCCGUGGUCUACAGUUUCGGGGCCGAGGGCCGAGAAGCCUGUUGGUCGGCCCUGACCAGCUCGAUGAACCGAUUUCAAAAACAACAAAAAAAAGUUUUACCACCGUUACAUUUGUUGAGUGACAUUUCACAUGGGUCCUCGAGUAGUGACAUGGAAGGAGAAUGCAGAGAUGACACAACAGCGUCGUCCAACUCGGACGUGGCGAGAAAAAUGACCAAUAAAAUGGGCAAGGAGAACGCCGAUUUGCCACAGCCCCAGAAACGUCACCGGUUCACCAAAUAUUCCAGUUGGUCGAGUAAGAACAGACCGCCUUUCCGGUCGUAUCACAAACCGUUACAGCAGCCCCAAAACACUUGCCAGUCGGAAACUCAAAGGCCUCCGUCGCCGACAACUCCAAUACCUUUGGCGACCGUUGCUGCACAGGCACCACAACCCAAAUGCGAUCAGACCGACUGUUGGCCCAGAGACUCGGAGGUUGCUUAUGGCAUAACUAUCAAUAACAACACAAUCAACGGCUACUACAACGACGACGGUGCCCAGUCGAAGAAACCCGCCGUUGAGGAGGUGGUCCGUGAAGAAAUCUUACCGGUGGAGAUGGUCCGUGAAGAAAUAUUACCUGUGGAAGUGGUCCGUGAAGAAAUCUCGGCAGUGGUCGAGCACAUAGUCAUCGAGAAGCAAUUGCUAAGCAUGGCCGAUGCCAGGACCGCUGAAGAAGACUCGUCACCGCCAUUGUCGAUCGACACUUUAGUAGAUUGUGACAACGACAAUGACGAUAACGAGUCUUUGACUGCGUUCGUAGACACAACGCUGACGAUGGAACUCGACAAAAACCAAGGCAAAGCAUCGACGACACCUGUUAGCAACAUCAGCAGUGUUGUUAGUAAACGGUACAACGUGGACACUGUGGACAAACCGUCGUUCAAGUACGAAAUGAAAAUCAAGGAGAUCGACAAUAACAUAGUAACGUUUUCCAGAUCGUUUCUGGGCACGGUACUGUUCGUCGUGUUGCUACGCCUUUUGUUCUGACCGAGUGGCACAAUUUCCGUAUUAAAAGACAAACAAACCAAAAACAAAAAAAAGCUGGGUAAAAUUUUCCUUUGGCACCGAUGGAAUUUUCAAAUACACCACAAGGGUGUGUUUAAAAAUACCCACCAAGCCUUGGAAAAGUUUACUCAUUACACGCUAUUGGAAAAAAAUCCACAUUGUCUCGAUUUCAGCAACUGUGGUUUCGAUUUUUUACGAAUUUACCAAAAAUGUGAUUUUUUUCCUCUCAGUGUACCCACCAAACACCAUGCAUGUAAAUUACAACAUUGUACUUAUACUUUAUAAUUUUUUUAUUAUUAUUAUUUUUAUGUCUUUUCAUUUAUACUGCUUUAUAUUUAACCAUUAUCGUCAAAACUAUACAUAUUAUUCGAUUUUUUCAUACCUAUAUUAUUAUUAUUUACUAUUGUUUAUAUUUGCACGUUAUAUAUUACUUACACACACUCCUUAUAAUAUGAACAACAUUUUUUUUUCUGGAGCUGUUUUAUAUUGAAUUAUUGUUGAUUAUUAAUUUUUUUUAUUGUUUGAAUUAUUCAUAUUGUAUAUCGGCGAGCUAUUGAUUUUAUAUAAUAAUAAUUAUGUUAUAAAUACAGGAUUGAAUUUUUAAUUACAAAAAAAUGUUUACUAAAAUAAUAUUAUUCUGCUUGCUUGCAGUAAGACGCUCGCUCUCGCAUAGACUAGUAAAUUUAUAUAUUUUUUUGUUAUUAAUGUUAACUUAUCUCCUGUAUGUAUAACACGAGCGGCCGCUUUGAAGCGCUUAUAACAUUUCUAUUAUGUUUUAAACGUUUAUCAGUUUGUGAGUAUUACCAAGAAUAUUGUAUAUUGUUUAAUAUUACUGUGUAUUAUAUUAAAAUGCCAAAACGUUAUUUUGUU
This is a messenger RNA of Adelges cooleyi (spruce gall adelgid), 2279 nucleotides long. RefSeq lists its product as uncharacterized. The record is from RefSeq and is a predicted model, not a curated record. The coding region runs from base 345 to 1391 and encodes 348 amino acids. The transcript is spliced from 4 exons. NCBI's taxonomy places the organism in Eukaryota, Metazoa, Arthropoda, Insecta, Hemiptera, Adelgidae.